AUGAAGGAGGGUGAACUAUUCUUCACGGAGGACCAUGAUAUCAACCUGUUUGAACUGGCCCUGGCCACCAACACACCCAAGGGCUGUGCAGAGACCAUGGUUCAAGGUAAGAACCGCCGAGGCAUGUUAUCAGGACUUAGAAAUUCAUCUCACUGACUCACUCUUUACUAAGCCACCAUCUUCAAGUGAAAUUGAUGCUCAUUCUGUGUUUAUGGGAUUUAGUAGCAUUUAUAUUGACUAUGAUUUGUUAUCCUACUAGUAAACAUGUCUUAUCUGGAUGGGAAAGGCAACCUGUAACCUCAAGGUAUAGGUAAGGUGAAGUCUAUGAGCCAUGAACUAGAGCAGCUGAACUCUCUCCUCCACAUGGUGAAGAGCCUGGUUCAGAACCCUUACCUUUACCUCGGCAUCCUGGUGUCCAGUGUCAUGUACUGCAUGAGCCGCUGGCCGCCUCCGUCAACCCCCUCAACGACCACCGCUCCCUUAGGGAGUACUCAGCGCUGCUGGUCAGCCACAUGUUCUGGUAUGUUGUCCAGCUCUCAAUACACGGGGCCCUGAAAGUUACAUACCCAGUGUCGUCCUCCUCUCCCCGUGAUAUUAGACACCAAACGAAAGUCAGAAACCAAACCGAUCAUUCUCUUCCCUUUGUGUAUUUUUGUAAUUUCCUCUACACAAGAUGGUGGAAUAGAAACAUGGCCAUGCUUCGACCCUUGAUCUAAUUCCCUCCUAAACCUGUGUCUUUUCCAGGACCCAUGGAGACCUGGUCAGUGGUCUGUAGCAGCUGAUUCUGCUGUCUCUGCAGAAGGUUCUGUCAGACCCGGUCCGCCCGCUGUGUUCUCACUAUGGAGCUGUAGGGGGCUACAUUCACUUAGAGGAAAUGUAUCCACCUUCCAUCCAUCUUGAUUAUCUAUGUAUGAAAGUAUAAUUUAUUUAAUUUAUCCUUUGGAUAAUUUUAGGAUCCUUGGCUUUGCUGAUCACUGUGUGUGUCUGUCUUUGUAGGCUGUUGAGCAAGUGUUAUAUCCCCACCUGCCAGCCUACUGGGCUAACCUGCAAGCUGUCCUGGAUGAUUACUCAGUCUCCAAUACCCAGGUGAAAGCAGACGGACACAAGGUGUAUUGAGCCAUCCUGGUGAGUGCAGCAGACCAGUCACUGAGUAUGAAACGUUUUCUGUGAUGCAAACAGAGCCAUCCAAAGUAAUACAAGAGAUUCCCAAUAAUGAAUUGUUACAAAUUGCAUUUAUGUAUUACCUUUCACCUGAUCUCAAAGCACUUUACAUUUUAUGUUAAAACUCCCUGUCGACCACCACUAAAGCGCCCACGAAGUACCAAUCCCCUCUCUGUCCUGCAGGUGGCAGUGGAGCGCCUGCUAAAGAUGAAAGCCCUGUCUCUGUCCCUGCCAGCGGAGGGAGGUGGCAGCGCCCAGCCAUGCUUCGGGGGUGUGAUUUCCCCCGGGCUCAGCCCCUCUCCGAGGCCACCCUGGGCAUCGCCAGUCACCUGCAGGGACCUGGGGGUUGCCUUCCCCUCAGCCCCCUCCCAGCCCCCUAAUACGAGGAAGUUAUAUUUCUAAGAUAGCUGGUGGGAUGGUGUAAAUAAAACUAGGCUGCAAUACACACUGUGAUGGAUAUUCCAACCCUGAGCCCCGGCCUGCUCUGCUCUUGCUGAUCAAAAACGUUUUUGUGUGCUGCCUAACAAUGGCUGUGCUGUGUAGGUCUACAGUGGCAGUUCAGGAGGAGAGUCAAAGGCUUCUUCUGAUUUUUGUUGUUGUUGAUUAGGCCUAGUUUUAAAAAAAAUCACUCUUACGUGUGGACUAGCCUAUAGCCUAUGUUCUGUUCAGUUGGAGAAGGAGAGCGCCAAGAUGAGGAGGACCGGAGAAUCAUUUUGAUAGCUUGCUACUACUAUAAUUGAUUUAUUAAAAACAAUAUGUUUCUUACCUAUGAUGUAGGCCUAUUUAUCAGAGUUAUUGACCUCACAAUAAGCCAGAUUUAAGUAACUUACAUUGUGGUGCUGAAACUUGAAGCAGCAGCCGCAGCACAAUGAAUCUGAUAUGGACAGCUCAUGGUGAUGAAAGUAGGCAUAAUUUAUUUCAAUCGUCUUCAUUUUAAUUAUACUUUAUUAAGAAGAGGGCCUAAGCAUACUGUGUCCAUAAUAAGUAUAUAGGUUGUAUGUUGGGAGCUUUUGGGAAAGAGCACAGUUAGAAAGAUAUGGCAUAUAGAAGCAAACCGGAUGGACAUCAUGAAAAUGAUCGGAGAGGUUGAGAGUAGAAGAAGUUCAGGAGAAAAAUAAAUAAAUAUAUAUAUAUAUAAUAGAAUUAUUGUAAAAUUAACUGUGUCCAUAAGGUGUAGAUAGUAAGUAUAGACCGGAAGUAGAGGCCUGGGCAUUGUUGUUCACUAAUUUACUCCAAGUAGGGAAAGGAUGGUGGGGUUGAAAAGUAAUAAAGGGGAGUCAGUCAAUUUACUUCAGCAAAGCGCCGCUCCUCCCCGUCCGCCAUGCUUACAGCGCUGCAGAGUAGACCUGCAAAAACCACACUAUAGGCUGAUCCAACUUUGAUGUAAUGUCCUUAAAACAAGUCAAAAUGACGCUCAGUAGUGUGUGUGGCCUCCACGUGCCUGUAUGACCUCCCUACAACGUCUGGGCAUGCUCCUGAUGAGGUGGCGGAUGGUCUCCUGAGGGAUCUCCUCCCAGACCUGGACUAAAGCAUCCGCCAACUCCUGGACAGUCUGUGGUGCAACGUGGCGUUGGUGGAUGGAGCGAGACAUGAUGUCCCAGAUGUGCUCAAUUGGAUUCAGGUCUGGGGAACGGGCGGGCCAGUCCAUAGCAUCAAUGCCUUCCUCCUGCAGGAACUGCUGACACACUCCAGCCACAUGAGGUCUAGCAUUGUCUUGCAUUAGGAGGAACCCAGGGCCAACCGCACCAGCAUAUGGUCUCACAAGGGGUCUGAGGAUCUCAUCUCGGUACCUAAUGGCAGUCAGGCUACCUCUGGCGAGCACAUGGAGGCCCCCCAAAGAAAUGCCACCCCACACCAUGACUGACCCACCGCCAAACCGGUCAUGCUGGAGGAUGUUGCAGGCAGCAGAACGUUCUCCACGGCGUCUCCAGACUCUGUCACGUCUGUCACAUGUGCUCAGUGUGAACCUGCUUUCAUCUGUGAAGAGCACAGGGCGCCAGUGGCGAAUUUUCUAAUCUUGGUGUUCUCUGGCAAAUGCCAAACGUCCUGCACGGUGUUGGGCUGUAAGCACAACCCCCACCUGUGGACGUCGGGCCCUCAUACCACCCUCAUGGAGUCUGUUUCUGACCGUUUGAGCAGACACAUGUGCAUUUGUGGCCUGCUGGAGGUCAUUUUGCAGGGCUCUGGCAGUGCUCCUCCUGCUCCUCCUUGCACAAAGGCGGAGGUAGCGGUCCUGCUGCUGGGUUGUUGCCCUCCUACGGCCUCCUCCACGUCUCCUGAUGUACUGGCCUGUCUCCUGGUAGUGCCUCCAUGCUCUGGACACUACGCUGACAGACACAGCAAACCUUCUUGCCACAGCUCGCAUUGAUGUGCCAUCCUGGUGAGCUGCACUACCUGAGCCACUUGUGUGGGUUGUAGACUCCGUCUCAUGCUACCACUAGAGUGAAAGCACCGCCAGCAUUCAAAAGUCACCAAAACAUCAGCCAGGAAGCACAGGAACUGAGAAGUGGUCUGUGGUCACCACCUGCAGAACCACUUCUUUAUUGGGGGUGUCUUGCUAAUUGCCUAUAAUUUCCACCUGUUGUCUAUUCCAUCUGCACAACAGCAUGUGAAAUUUAUUGUCAAUCAGUGUUGCUUCCUAAGUGGACAGUUUGAUUUCACAGAAGUGUGAUUGACUUGGAGUUACAUUGUGUUGUUUAAGUGUUCCCUUUAUUUUUUUGAGCAGUGUAUAUACAGUUUAAGUCGGAAGUUUACAUACACUUAGGUUGGAGUCAUUAAAACUUGUUUUUCAACCACUCCACACAUUUCCUGUUAAAAUAUAGUUUUGGCAAAUCGGUUAGGACAUCUACUUUGUGCAUUACACAAGUAAUUUUUCCAACAAUUGAUUACAGACAGUAAAUUUCACUUAUAAUUGUAUGUAUCACAAUUCCAGUGGGUCAGAAAUGUACAUACACUAAGUUGACUGUGCCUUUUAAACAGCUUGGAAAAUUCCAGAAAAUGAUGUCAUGGCUUUAGAAGCUUCUGAUAGGCUAAUUGACAUCAUUUGAGUCAAUUGGAGGUGUGCCUGUGGAUGUAUUUCAAGGCCUACCUUCAAACCCAGUGCCUCUUUGCUUGACAUCAUGGGAAAAUCUAAAGAAAUCAGCCAAGACCUCAGAAACAAAAAUGUAGACCUCCACAAGUCUGGUUCAUCCUUGGGAGCAAUUUCCAAGUGCCUGAAGGUACCACAUUCAUCUGUACAAACACCAUGGGACCAGGCAGCUGUCAUACCGCUCAGGAAGGAGACGCGUUGUCUCCUAGAGAUGAGCGUACUUUGGUGCGAAAAGUGCAAGUCAAUCCCAGAAGAACAGCAAAGGACCUUGGGAAGAUGCUGGAGGAAACAGGUACAAAAGUAUCAAUAUCCACAGUAAAACUAGUCCUAUAUCGACAUAACCUGAAAGGCCGCUCAGCAAGGAAGAAGCCACUGCUUCAAAACCUCCAUAAAAAAGCCAGACUAAGGUUUGCAACUGCACAUACCAUCUACCAUAAGCCACCUCCAACGUCAUUUUAGAGAAUUUGGCAGUACGUACAACCGGCCUUACAACCGCAGACGACGUGUAACCACGCCAGCCCAGAACCUCCACAUCCGGCUUCUUCACCUGCGGGAUCAUCUGAGACCAGCCACCCGGACAGCUGUUGAAGCUGGGUUUGCACAACCGAAGAAUUUCUGCACAAACUGUCAGCAACCGUCUCAGGGAAGCUCAUCUGUGUGCUCGUUGUCCUCACCAGGGUCUUGACCUGACUGCAGUUCGGCGUCGUAACUGACUUCAGCGGGAAAAUUCUCACCUUCGAUGGCUACUAGCACGCUGGAGAAGUGUGCUCUUCGCGGAUGAAUCCCGGUUUCAACUGUACCGGGCAGAUGGCGUUGUGUGGGCGAGUGGUUUGCUGGUGUCAACGUUGUGAAAAGUGCCCGAUGGUGGGGUUAUGAUAUGGGCAGGCAUAAGCUAUGGACAACGAACACAAUUGCAUUUUAUCGAUGGCAAUUUUACUGCACAGAGUUACCGUGACGAGAUCCUGAGGCCCAUUGUCGUGCCAUUCAUCCGCCGCCAUCACCUCAUGUUUCAGCAUGAUCAUCCAUGUCGCAAGGAUCUGUACACAAUUCCUGGAAGCUGAAAAUGUCCCAGUUCUUCCAUGGCCUGCAUACUCACCACACGUCACCCAUUGAGCAUGUUUGGGAUGCUCUGGAUGGACGUGUACGACAGCGUGUUCCAGUUCCCUCCAAUAUCCAGCAACUUCGCACAGCCAUUGAAGCGGAGUGGGACAGCAUUCCACAGGCCACUAUCAAUAGCCUGAUCAACUCUAUGCGAAGGAGAUGUGCAUGAGGCAGAUGGUGGUCACACCAGAUACUGACUGGUUUUCUGAUCCACGCCCCUACCUCUUUUUUAAGGUAUCUGUGACCAACGGAUGCAUAUCUAUAUUCCCAGUCAUGUGACAUCCAUAUAUUAGGGCCUAAUUUAUUUAUUUAAAUUGACUGAUUUCUUUAUAUUAACUGUAACUCAGUAAAAUCUUUGGAAUUGUUGCAUGUUGCUUUGAGGCCCUAAAGCCGUCUUUAAAUAGCAUACACUGCUCUACACUAUCCUCAACAACAAACUACAACAAGCAAGAGCCUGACUUUCAACCUACCACAUCCUCAGAACUAUAGAUGGGGCAUGCAAGCCUACAUAUCUGCUCUGUUCUGUAACCAGAACACGUUUCCCAACUCUCACCAUUAGCAUUACAUUUCAGUUAUUCAAAAACAUUGAAAUGUGCAGUAUAUGGUGAUUUGGUCCUCUGUGCUGCUAUAGUAGUACAGCUAAUAGUCUUCAUUUAUUGGUUCAGAACAACUGUAAAAGGCAUGUGAAUAUGACCACUAGAUGGCAAUCUAGUCUACAUGUAGGCUGCUAACGUUUAAGGUCAUUAAAGUAAUCUUGAUUGUAAAUAUGUUUAAAAGAUUAUAUAUUCAUAUUAUAUAAUAUUUAUUUAGACUAUGUAGAAUGAUGUAAAUCAGGUGAUGCGGUGAGUAAAAAAAAAAUGAAUGUAAAACCCUGAGAGAAGGGUUGUGUUUGUGUAUUCUGGUUAUGUUUGAAUGUACAAUACAGUUCAGUGACAAUAUUUUCUACAUCCUCUCUGUGUUUUAAAAAGAUAACAAGUGAUAGAAAUAUCUGAGAAGCCAGACAGUCUAAACAAUAACUAAUAACAGACACAAUCAGCAUCUUCAGGGCCAGUUGUGCUAUGUUUGUCCUAAGGUGUGUCUUGAGAAACAACACAUUUCCAUUUGUCCCACUCCAUACUAUGACUCAAAACGAACAGAAUUGCAUGGCUAUAGGUACACUAAAAACAAUUGUGUUUAGAAUUGAAGUCCUACACUUGGCUAUUACAAAUGGUAUUCAUCUAAAUGCCAAAUACAAUCAGUCCCUAAUGAAUGCAAUGGCUUAGGACUGUCAUGAUCAUGAAUGCACUAAACAGUUGUGGUAUCAUUUUUCCCUAUCCAUAAUUUAACCCAAUUGUUUAUACUAGUCAUGCUCUGUACAUCUUUUUCUUGCAAUGUCAUAAUGCACCUUACUUUUACUGAACAAAAUGUACCAUGUCUUGUGAGUGGAGCUCUCUGAGGAUGCUUUGUCAUUGACAGAAGCCCAGUUAGUGGUAGUUCUGCCCUGCUUUGACUCUGUUUCUGUGUGAAAGAGUGUGACUCAGAACCUGUGCCCAGUCCUGGCACCCCACCAGCCAGCCUCCCAGGCACCCACUCUGCCUGUAUAA
This is a messenger RNA of Coregonus sp. 'balchen', 6933 nucleotides long. Lineage: Eukaryota; Metazoa; Chordata; Actinopteri; Salmoniformes; Salmonidae. The record is from the annotation of a GenBank genome assembly.